AGGCUCAGUGAAGUGAGGGUGUGAGACAUCUUUUGUGCGUAAAUCUCUUGUGUGCUCUAAUCGGCCGUUUUCAGAGCCAUUAUUUCAAUAUGAACAUAGAGAUGUUAUUAAGUGCCGCUGAAUUCGUGGAGAGGAGAGAUAGAGCAAUGGAGCACGGGUACGCAGCAGCACUGCCACCCUCCUCACCAUCACCACCAUCGUCACCAUCAGCGUCAGACUCGCUGGGCUCACCACCACGUUUGGGCCGUCAGUUGACCAGCAACCAUCACCACCACCACCAUCACCACCAUAGAGGGAAGAGCGCUGACGCCGUCAACCCUCACCACCAUCACCACCACCACCAUCACCACCAUCGCUCUGCCAACAGGCGUCCUAGAGCUCGGCCUAAACAGAUCGCUAACAGGAGCACACACAACGAGCUGGAGAAGAACCGGAGAGCUCACCUGCGCACGUGCCUGGAGAAGUUGAAGCAGCUGGUCCCGCUGGGCCCCGAUGGCUCGCGACACACAACACUGGGCCUCCUCAACAGGGCCAAGGCCUUCAUACAGACACUAGAGGAGCGUGAGCGCAGUAGCUGCAAGACGCGGGCGCAGCUGACGCGGGAGGGCGCCGCGCUGCACCGCCGCCUCGACGACCUCGGCUUCCCUAGCGACGCCCGCGUCGCCCUUCUCUCCAAACGCCGCUCCGUGUCCGAGAGCAGCGGCCUGUCCUCCUGCUGCUCACCGCCCCACAGGGACGCGGGGUCCUGCUCAGAGUAUGACGAGGUGCUGAGCUACUGCAGCAGCUCCCCCAGCGACACGGACGACUGGCAAGGCUUCCAGUCCUCCUUCCCCGCGGCUGGGGAAGCCUCCCUCACGGGGGAGAUUAUUGGCAAUGGGGCUUCCCUGUCCUCCUCAACCCCAUCCAACUUUUCCCCCAUUGGGGGAAGUCUUUUCACGGGCAUGUCCCCCAAGAUCUCCUCCUCCCACUACCAGCCCACGGUGAUGUCCUCCAACUUCAUUUUCUCGGGGACCGCCACAUCGAAGCCUUCCAAGGGCGUCGUCCGCCACCCCAGCGGCCUGACCGCCAGCAAAAGCAUAAGGAUCCCUAACAGGGCCUCUUCGUCCUCUCUGUCCUCUUCUUUGUCCUCUUCUUCGUCCUCAUCGUCGUCCUCCAGCGAUGGCGGCGUGGCGUCCUUCACUCAGCGGCUGUCCAUCAGCGACAACCGUGCCCUGCCAAAGAUCAACGUCGUGUCCGCCGUCCACGCCCACCGCUUGGCCGCCACUGCCGUCCUCUAGGGGAGGACGACUCAAGAGAUUGCUGUUGUCCCGACACGUUACCACGUCUUCCCCUGGGAGGGGAAAUAUCAGCCGUGCAGAGGAGGGGGAGAGUGUGAGGCGGGGGAUGAGAGGGAAGCGUGAUGUGGGGGAUCAGGAAUGUGUGUAGGGGAAUUAAAGUAACGCUUCAGGGGAUGUAAGGGACGAGUGUAUGAGUGGGAAGAGCAUCCAUCCACUGGCCUCUGAUAUGGCGGCCCCGAAGUUAUUAGGGCUAUGGGGAAUAAGUCAUCCUCGCAGCCCCAACUAUUGGGGCUAAGUUGGGCGGAGAGAGAAGGUCCGUACCUGGGGUUGACGGGGCAAGUUAAUACUGACUUCCCCAACUUGGCUACCCAUGGGGGUAGGGUGAGGAAGGCUCAGCUUAGAACUUUCCAUGUUUCGCUAGAGGCGCGCUUUUGACUGCCAACUAAUAAGGAGUUAAUGUAACAAUGUUGAUCGUCUUUUAGGUGAGCAUAAUAUUGAAAGAUUGAAUAUAAUGGGAGUGUAAAGGGGAGUUAGGGAACAGGGAGCUCCCAUAAGCAGGAGCGUGGCGGGGGAGGAGGCCUGCAAGUUCCCACACACAACAAAGUUUAAGUGCAAAUGGAUUUAAUUAUAUGCGUAAUUUCUUGGUGAAAAUCACCCUAAAUUUGGCAAUUUAGGUGCCCGCUAUAAAACUUUAUUGCAGAAUGAAAUAAUAUUUAUUUAUAUAGCUCAACAUGAAUAUCUGUAUGCAGUAGACUCAGGAGUCGGAUGAAGCUAGCGAAGGCCGUGGGUAUUUCUUGUCAAUAAGCAUCUAGAUAUUCCGAGGAGGGCCAUCAAUGUUGUUCUUAAUUAGAAACAACUGUGAAAACAAUGUUCAUGAGUCACAAUUUACCACAAACCUGUUGAUUCAGACAUUAAAGAUAGGACGAACAACUCCUGACAUGAAGAUGGCCGACACGCUCGCCUAGUCUCAUGAUGUCGGCAGAAGCAUUUCAUUUCUCCGUCCUUAUCGAUGUCGCGGAACUUACCAUGAAGAUCAUUAACCAAGAGUCUGGACAGCUCAUCGUAAAAUAGGACAAAGUCGUGAAAAUUUUCCCGUGGAUGACAAGUUAUCAUCGAAGUUGUUACUGCGACUCUAUGCUUAGCUUUCUUGGCCAGUCAAGACUGGGUCCUGUUCUAACCAGCUCACAAGUAUUCGCACUUGUGCCUCUCGAAAAUCCAAUAGAAAUCUUUCAAUAAAUUAUUUCAUUUUGUUGCGCUUCAAAGGUUCCUGAACAGAAAAAUUCUUCACUGCCUAAAAUUUUGUGAAUAACCAUCCCACCACACUGGCUACGGAGCUCGUGGGGCGAGAGAGGAACAUCCGCGCUGUGCUCGCCCAAGAAGCUCUCAUCAUCUCUUGUGUUUGUGCCAUACACAUGAACGGACUUUGUUGAUGCUGGCUUCAGAUUUUUGUGAUUUAUGUUACGAAUCAUAAGCUACGAGAGGCGAAGGAAACACUGACGUUGAGAGGAAGGAACGUCAAUAGUUUUCUCUAAGAGGAACUUAUAACUCCUAACUCCAAUCUUCAAAAAGUUUACACGAGUUCAACUUCAAAAUACUGGCCGUAAAAAUACAAAUAAUUCAAAAUACAUCAACACUCAUAUCAUCGAGGCACUUGAGAAGGUCAUUGCCAGUUGGUUGGUACAGUACAUAGAGUAGCUGAUUUUUCAACAGAAGGCAACUCGGUUUCUGAUGAAAUCGGUCCUGCUUGUCCAAGUUGCUGGCGCAUAUCCAGCAAAUUCUGACCAAGCUCAGGAGAGGGCUGGCGUGGACAUGAUUUAUUUGAACUUCGCGAAAGCCUGUGACGAAGUUAACAAUGGAGUUCUCUUCCUCAAGUUCUAAACACAUUGAUUAUGCACGCUGUUCAUGAUGACUUUAGGUCAAGCAAGGACAUGGUGAAGAACGGAGUACGCCAGGGAACGGUGCUGAGCCCGAUCCUCUUCCUCAUUCACAUCGUUGACAUAGACGUGGAAAAGAGUCACGCCUCGACAUCGUCAUUUACCGACGAAACCAAUGACAAUAACUGACAGGACAGACUGCGAAAGGUUGCACGAAGAUCUGUGUAAUAAAUUAAUGUGCCCAAGAGAACAACGUGCAAUUUGACGGGACCAAGUUUGAGGAUCUGCGACACGGAGGUGGUGGAAGAGUCGAGAUCGAACACCUCGCAAUACAAGGCACCGAAAUUAAAGAUCAUCAACUCUUUCACAAUCUCGAAAUGAUGAUCAGUAGCCAGGCCACGUUCGUGAUUACGUCGUAUUGAUAAAUGAAAGAGGCUAGCCAUUGAUGGGCUAGAUUUUGCAGAUAUUCAGAGCAAGGCAAGCGGAAUCGAUAAUUGCAUUAUUCAAGGUCCCUAUGUUCCCUCUCCUUGAGUACUGCUGUGAGCUUUGGUGUUCACGAUCGGGGCAGUCGGGCAGAUGGAAGUGGCCAGAGAAUUUUACUGUCUUGGAUCAAAGGCAUGGAAGAGCUAAACAUCUUGGAAAGGUUGAACCAUCUGUGAUUGUACUCAUUGCAGAAAAGACGGAAGAAGUAUGUCAUUCUGUACACAUGGAUAAUAACAACCGUACUGGCCUCUAACUUUGAAAGCGAGAUCCUCAGGAUUGCGAGAUAACUCAACACGAGAAAAAGGAGACUGUGCAGGAAUACGGAUGUCUUAUUACGAAACCGAGCAGAGAUUACAAUCUCUGCGUGUUGGAUCUGUGCACGUGGCGAGACUGAGGCUAUUCAACGCCUUGCCAAUGGGCUGGGAAAACUGAAUUACAUCCCAUGGACCUUCAUGAGACGACUAGAAGGCUUCCUGGGGCCAUACUUUCACAACUCGCUAAGUUAACGUAAGUACUUACGCUC
Molecule: messenger RNA, 4157 nt
Organism: Hyalella azteca
Lineage: Eukaryota; Metazoa; Arthropoda; Malacostraca; Amphipoda; Hyalellidae
Product: max-interacting protein 1
Exons: 7
Coding region: 90-1277 (395 amino acids)
Biological process (GO): regulation of transcription by RNA polymerase II
Molecular function (GO): RNA polymerase II cis-regulatory region sequence-specific DNA binding; DNA-binding transcription factor activity, RNA polymerase II-specific; protein dimerization activity
Source: RefSeq, a predicted model, not a curated record